Aspergillus luchuensis is the source of this 186-nucleotide messenger RNA. RefSeq lists its product as uncharacterized. The transcript has a single exon. The coding region runs from base 1 to 186 and encodes 61 amino acids. The record is from RefSeq and is a predicted model, not a curated record. Lineage: Eukaryota; Fungi; Ascomycota; Eurotiomycetes; Eurotiales; Aspergillaceae.
AUGGACUCUCCAUCUUCAUUAAGUCUCAACGUCCAGGAUGGCGUACACCGCUCAUCCUCCCCAAACAAUCUCAAAUCGCGCUUUCGCAAACACCUGGACCUUUGGAAAGCUGGCUUAGCUGCGAAGGAGCACUGGGACGAUGAAUACAACUUCCAACCUGGCCGUUAUGCUGGACAGGGGCGCUAG